GAACUCGUCAGUUGUUGAAAGCACCUAUAAGUUUGCGGUUUGACAACAUGGCUUUCUAUAUUAAUCUUCAGAAGAAAAUAUGCUAAACGAACAACUGCCUUUUCUUUUCUAGAAGUAUUUGAUAAAUUGAAAUAUUCCAUUGUGCUGAAAUAAAUUACUAACCACGUCGUGGAAAAUAGCAAAGAUAUAUUGUUCAGCAUCAUACAGCAUGCCUUCUUGGUUUAGUUGGUGGAACUGGAUGAAAGACAUCAUGAUAUUUUUAGGUCUGGCAAGAAAGACAAUAAAAAUAGUUUUUCUUGGUUUGGAUAACGCAGGCAAGACGACAUUAUUUCGAAUGUUGAAAGACAACAUGAUGAUACAGCACACACCAACUCUUCAUCCAGACAGAGAUGAGUUUUGCCUGGGUGGGCUAACAUUUUUAGCAGUUGAUGUUGGUGGUCACGAGCAAGCUCGUCGACUUUGGCGCGAUUACUACUGGGACAUUGAUGGUAUAGUCUUCAUCAUUGAUGCUUCGGAUAAGGAAAGAUUCCGCGAGGCAAAAAAGGAAUUAGACGGAUUGUUACGAGAACAGAUGACAGACAAAUGUCCAGUACUUAUUCUUGGCAACAAAAUCGACAUUCCGACAGCGGCCAGCGAACAACAAAUAAAGGAAUACUUUAAUUUAAAUGCACUAGUAACAGGAAAAAACAAUGAAGAUUUAAACGAUAAAAACAAAACCAGAUCAAUCGACGUAUUCAUGUGCAGUAUAUUAAAGAAACAGGGAUAUGGUGCAGGAUUACGUUGGUUGGCUGAACAUUUAUAACCAUGCCAUUAUUGAGAAGACAGUGUUUGAUUAAGCCAAUUCAAGAGAUCAGUUACAAGGAUCGCGAAGAGGACUGGGCCUCCCCAUCAUUUGGAAAACUAUCGCAGUUAUUUCAACAAUAUAAUAAACUACCAGAUUCUGUACAUUCGUAAUAAACCUUAAAAAUCGA
Molecule: messenger RNA, 971 nt
Organism: Xenia sp. Carnegie-2017
Lineage: Eukaryota; Metazoa; Cnidaria; Anthozoa; Malacalcyonacea; Xeniidae
Product: GTP-binding protein SAR2-like
Exons: 8
Coding region: 209-802 (197 amino acids)
Biological process (GO): intracellular protein transport; vesicle organization; membrane organization
Cellular component (GO): endoplasmic reticulum exit site; COPII vesicle coat
Molecular function (GO): GTP binding; GTPase activity
Source: RefSeq, a predicted model, not a curated record